UCAUAUUUUUUGCAGCAUAACUUUCCUUAAAGUGAUAACAGCUCAGAGUACAGUGGUGAUUCUGAUACAGAGCAUGGAGAAAGGCCACACACAGAUACUAUGUACAGAGAUUAUGAUGUUCAGUAUUCACAGCAUGGGCCAGGGAGCUAUAUUACAUCCCCAAAGCACAAGAAAAAUGCAAAUGAUUAUGGUGGUUAUAGUAACUACAGUGAUGGUAACUACAAUGAGGAAGAAGAAGAUUUUGUUGAACAGCUGAAACACUACAGACAAGCAAAGGAGAACACAAAUGUGGCUGAACUACAAUGUGAAAGGAAUUCAGCAAGGACAUUAGGACAUGAACAACAGACAGAUUUUCUUAUGGACGAGGACGUGGCAACAAGAAAAAAUUUAAAGGCCGUGGAAUAGGUUAAAUGAAGGGCCAAAUCCUCAUUUUCAAGGUGGCUUUCAAGAGGAUACAAAGCCAGUGAAGAAGUCGGUAAACUUAAAUCAAGAGUUCAUUAGUCUGCAUACAGUGGAGCACAAAGGAAAGCAGAUCUGCAAAUAUUUUCUGGAAAAUGUAUCGAGGUAGUCUUCUAAUUUGCAUACAUUGUUAUCCAUAAUUGCACUUUUAAUGCUCAUACAUAAUGUUCCACCAGUUCAUCGUGUUGUAAAACAGUGGCGGUUAAGAAAGAGCUAAACUAACUGUCAGCAUACCCUUCUGUACAUUUUUGUACCCAGAUCAGAUGGCCCUGGUGGAGCUGUGUGGUUCAUAUCAGUUUGUAGAA
This is a messenger RNA of Xenopus laevis (African clawed frog), 764 nucleotides long. Its product is annotated as zinc finger CCCH domain-containing protein 6. The transcript has 4 exons. The record is from RefSeq and is a predicted model, not a curated record. The coding region runs from base 100 to 405 and encodes 101 amino acids. NCBI's taxonomy places the organism in Eukaryota, Metazoa, Chordata, Amphibia, Anura, Pipidae.